This is a messenger RNA of Microsporum canis CBS 113480, 498 nucleotides long. RefSeq lists its product as uncharacterized. NCBI's taxonomy places the organism in Eukaryota, Fungi, Ascomycota, Eurotiomycetes, Onygenales, Arthrodermataceae. The record is from RefSeq and is a predicted model, not a curated record. Bases 1 to 498 code for a protein of 165 amino acids. The transcript is spliced from 2 exons.
AUGGCCCCCUGCAUUUUCGGCUCUGCUGGGCCGAGCUACCCCGACUGGCAGUGUUCACGGCUUGCGGAGAGCUUUGUUGCUGUUUGGUACCUGACCCUGGUGGAGGCGCACGCAGCCACUUUUACUCCCAGUGCCGGCUUGGGUUCAUACCCCCUCGAGUGUGAGCUCUGGACAUGGCAUGAGGUUUCACGUCCGCACGCCAUCUGUGAAGCUCAACCACAUACUGUUUUGAGCAACUUCCUAGGCUUACCUGUUGCUGCCACACCACCUGCGGCUGUCGCACGCAUCAAGGGCCUGUGGCUCCAGGCAUCGGAAGAUGGCAUGUUGGCUGCAUACGAGCUGUGGCGCGACAGUUGUGUAGACAGCUCGCAGACCACGUCUCUCAAUGCUUGGCUUCUGUGGGACUUUCUCUGGUGCCCGCGACCCCCUCUCGUAUCUGCCGUCCGUUUCGCCGCUUCGCAGGUUAGGGAACGACUCUCACAGCGGUCACGAACUUGA